GCGGUGCCAUGGCGGAGAAGGGGCGGAGCGGCGGCGGUGCCAUGGCGGAGAAGGGGCGGAGCGCUGCGCGGAGGCUGCUGGGGCUGCAGGAGCGGCUGCGCCGUGCGCGGCAGCCCGCGGAGAUUAUAAAAACACUUGAAGUACUACAAGGUUUGGAUUUAUCACUGGAUAUUUUAGUGGAAACUGGCAUAGACAAAACAGUUAAAAGUUUUAGGGAACAUGCCUCUGCUGGGAAUGUAGCUAAAAGUCUGUUAAAACAGUGGAAAAAGCUUAUUUCUCCAGAAAGUAAAAGUGAUCACAGGGGAAGAAAAAAUAAUGAAAAAGAAAAAUGUGAGAUGAAAUCUUCUGUUUCCAAGGAGAUUAAGCCUUCAGAGAAGCCUGAAACAUCUGUACCAGCCCUUAGAAGUUCCAGCAGUGCUCCCAUUUCUACAAAGCUGAAUAAGGAGCAUAUUUGUAGUGAAAAGACCCAUCAAAGUACGAAUUCUGAGUCUCCAAAAGAAUGUGAUAAUAAAGUAUGUAGCAGCAGUGGUUCUAAGCAUGAUUCCCAGGGUACCAAUUUUCAGGCUAAAGAAAGUGAGUUCAAAGAGAGCACCUCCACAAAGAGCACGAAAAUUUCAAAAAAGCAGCAUUCCUCUGCAGUCAAUGGAGGCUUAUUGUCCCUGAAAGAAAAGCCUAGUAAGGAUGCUUCCAAACAGAGAAAUCCUAAACAUGUGAAGAAACCAAAACAAAAUCUUGUUAUGAAAGACCAAGCCAAAUCAUCUAGUGAUGAGGAAUUUGAACCCCCUACUAUGUCUUUUGAAUCUUAUCUUACUUAUGAUGAGGUUACCAACAAAAGAAAGAGAAAAGCUUGUUCUACAGGUGCACGGCCAAAAAAGUGCAGUAAAGAGAAGAACAGCUCAUUACUACAAGAGACUUCAAAACUUUCUCAGGCACAAGAGGGAGUUGAAGAUGUAAAAAAAUGUGAGAGUGAUCAAUCAGAAACUCCUAAUAAAAAGGCCAAAGUGGCAUCCCUCCAAGAGCUUCUUAAUACUCCACUACCUAAAACUCUGCCAGGCAUCUCAGCAUCAUCUCCCCCAUAUGCUGCAGACUUUACAGUGUCCACAGUACCUGUUGUAGAAGCACCCCAGCAAGUCAAUGAGGUAGUUCAAUUCACAGGACAGAGACUGAACUCCAAAAUGCAGGUUUACUCUGGCUCCAAGGCAGUCUGCCUUUCAAAGAUGCUUACACUGUAUGAGCAGUGUGUCCGCAUGCUUCACAACAAUAUUGAGUUGUUACAAGAAGCAGGAGGUGUGCCCUUUGAAAUUCUUGAGCCUGUGCUAACGCGUUGCACACCAGAGCAAUUGUUUCGAGUAGAGAAAUGUAAUCUGAUGUUUAUAAAAGAGACUGACCACUUGUGGAAGAAACACUGCCAAAGAGACUUUAAAAAUGAGAGCCUUCUGGAAUAUGAGUCUUGGCGUGAAAUGUACUGGAGACUGUUUAAUCAGAGAGAAGAAAAACUGAAGAUCCUUACAAAAAAUAUUCUUUCAGCUCAGUCUGAGAAACCAAAAGGCAGGCAAGUAAAAAUGGCUUAUGUGACUGGGGCGGCAAAACCACCCAGGAACAUUUGCCGACAGCAAGGAAUCCAUGGGGCAGCAGGACCUGUCAUCCAGCUUCAUCCCACAGCAAAGUGCAAAACAGGGACUCCAGAAAUGAGAGACACACGUGCUGGCAACAGUAGAAGUUUUAGCUCAGGUGCCAUAAUUCAAGAUGGAAAGAAGCCUACCAAAAAAAUAGCACCAAUCAUGAAGAAAACAUUGAAAGCACUCAGGAGUAGAGUUGGACAAUGAUAAAAUGAGGUUGUGUAUUUGAAGCUUAUUUGAUGUGACUGUAUGUAUAUUAUACUACAGUGAAUGAAAGUAAUGUUCAUGUAAGCACUGUUUAAUUUGCUUUAGUUAAAAUAGUUCUGAAAAAUUGCAUGGGUGAAUAAUUAGCAAUAAAUACUGAAACCUCCGAGUCCUUUCAUACUGCUCCUUUCUGACUUGAACUGAAAUAAGGUCAGUACACACUAAUGACAAAUCAGUUUAUAUGAACCUUUAUAGGUGAUGUAUUUAUUAGUUUAAGCUGGUGAAGGGUCUGGGGCACAAGUUUUUGUAAGAAUGGCUGAGGGAAUGGGGGUGGUUUAGCGUGGAGAAAAGGAGGCUGAGGGGAAGACCUUGUUGUUCUCUACCUGUACCUGAAAAGAGGUUGUACACGGGUGGGGGUUGAUCUCUCCUUCCAAGUUACAGGACAAGAUAAAAUGGUCUCAAGUUGCACCAGUGAAGGUUUAGAUUGGAUAUUAGGAAAUAUUUCACUGAACGGGUUGUCAUCAUUGGAACAGACUGCCCAGGGAAGUAGCUGUGUUGUCAUUCCUAGAGAUAUUUAAAAGAUGUGUAGAUGUGGCAUUUGAGGAUCAGAGUGCUGGAUUAACAGUUGGACAUUGAUGAUCUUUAAGGUCUUUUCCAACCCAAACAAUUCUGUGAUUCUCUGAUUGUAUGUAAGUGUGGAGAUGAAAGAAAAUAUGGACUAUACUCUGAUAUGUGACUCUGUCAUGAAGAGGCCUAGCUCACAACCUCGCAGCCAGUUGUCUUAGAGUGAAGAAGCUAUUUGGUCUUGGAUAGCUGUCCUUUGAAGAGUUAGGGACUGCUGCAAUUGGGGGUUGGUCUAUGAAUGGGUUUAGUUUUAGAAUGAGAUAUGUCUUUGUAGUUUCUUUUUCUAAACUGGUUCAUUUGCCUGAAUUGUAAGCCUGACUUUGCCUUGAAGGCAUGCCUUGGAAAUGGAGGAGCUCUAUCAAUUGCACUCAGUAGUUGCAAGUAGGUCUUAUUUCUUCCUUUGUACUUCCAUAGGAUUUGGCAUUUUAGAGCUCCUCACGAAGAACAGGGUGAGGCUGUCAUGAAACCUUUGAGAUGAUGUCUCUUACUCAAAACACCUUAUGUGUGAAUUUCCUCAUCCUAUAUGUUAGGUACUACAGGUAGAUUACAAAAAUACUGUUACUAAAAAUGGCUUUUACAGUCAUUAACUUAGUCACCCAUACAUAACAGCUUGUGCAAAUGCCCUGUUUAUACAAGGGUUUGAAGUCAGGAGGUGUGCUGUUGUGUUGUGUUUUUUCUCCAUGCAUUACAGUUGCACUAAAAAGAAUGGAAGUUGAAAACAUGCAUGUUGAACUGGAAAUGCUGAGGGAAGCUUUUGCUGUUUCUGGAAUCAAAACAAGCAUUAACUAGUAGGAGAGGUAAUGCAGCAUCUAUCAUACUUACCUGAACAGUUCAUCCCAGAAGCAUUAUUUACAAGACUUAAAUCUGGUUGAAUGACCUAUGUACCACUCUUUGUUGCUAAUCAGUUGGUGGCUGAAGCUAAACUCAGCUGAAGGUUUCUAUCAAGUGUGGUAUCCUUUAGUGUAAGAAAAGACAAAGUCAUUGGUUUGGCUCUGGCAUUACAGAACACAGCUGUAGCCAUCCAGAACAGAUAUAGAUGAUGGGAAUAUCCACUUUGGAGUCUGAAGGAUAAAGAGUUGUUUUAACUAAUAGACUUAGAUUGUUGAUUGGCAGUAACUUUUCUUGUCCUUGACAAUGGUAGCAGAGUUAAUGUGGAGGGCAAAUUUUACUUCAAGAUUAAGUGACCUUAAUUUUCUCUUCUCACUUUCUUGCACUUCAAAGGCUCUAGAUACAGUUCUGGUAAGAGAUGUGCAGAAGAUGCACAUGGGAUCAGAUUGUCAUCCUGACAAUUUCUAAUUUAGAAAAUACAGUAGACAAGCAAAUCUCUUUACUGUAAAUUAGUUGGUGCUACACGCACUUUCAGGUAGGGUUUUUCUUUUGUGUGUGCUGUAGUCUGUUCCUUUGGACUAAUGCCUAUCUGAGGCUGCAGUGUGCUGGGGUGCUCAGGGAAUGCAUCUUUGUGAGGAAUAUUGUUUUUGUGGUUUGACACUUCUUGAUUAUACAAUACAAAUCAAUCAUGAAGGCAAAUUCAAAGCCAACUUCAAAAGUAUACCCUUUUUAUCUGAACCAGUGUAGCAGGCGCAGGCCCUGCAAACCUGCCUUGGCGUUCGGCAGCCUAAGGUAGGCAAAAUGCUGAGUCAUGAUGACUGAACCUUAGGAGCCCCUCU
Messenger RNA from Motacilla alba alba, 4114 nucleotides. RefSeq names its product elongin-A-like. Lineage: Eukaryota; Metazoa; Chordata; Aves; Passeriformes; Motacillidae. Gene Ontology annotation, molecular function: protein binding. The record is from RefSeq and is a predicted model, not a curated record. Gene Ontology annotation, cellular component: nucleus; elongin complex. Gene Ontology annotation, biological process: transcription elongation by RNA polymerase II. Bases 9 to 1826 code for a protein of 605 amino acids. The transcript has 11 exons.